This is a messenger RNA of Aedes albopictus (Asian tiger mosquito), 1541 nucleotides long. RefSeq names its product chymotrypsin-like protease CTRL-1. Gene Ontology annotation, biological process: proteolysis. Gene Ontology annotation, cellular component: extracellular region. Bases 417 to 1541 code for a protein of 374 amino acids. The transcript has 2 exons. Gene Ontology annotation, molecular function: chitin binding; serine-type endopeptidase activity. Lineage: Eukaryota; Metazoa; Arthropoda; Insecta; Diptera; Culicidae. The record is from RefSeq and is a predicted model, not a curated record.
CAAAUUUUUGUCUAUGUGGUUCAUGAACAACCCAAAAGCAUACGCUUGACAUUUUCGAUGUUUUGUCAAUGGUGACGCCACUAUUGGCCUACUGGAUUAUGCGUGCGGAAAAACUUGCACAAUUGGCAAAGCGUGUACUGAUACCUUAACGUUACUCUUAUCACAGACAAAUGGAUGCUUCACACAAUGGAAACCAAUAUCAUGAAAACAUGUCCGCCAUGAAAUACUCCUACCAUCCUCGAUGCCUAAUAUUCUUUCUGAAAUGGUCUAACCAAAGAGUAUCAUGUCCGUUUACCAGUGUCUAUAUCAGCUGCACAUCUUGAUACUGUCUCGAACAAGUACAAAAUGAUCACUACUGAUUAUAUUAUAAUCAGUUGAAAUUUACCGGGGGAUAAGAGUGCAUCUGAUAGUGAACCAUGCUUCCAAAGCUGUGCCCAUUUAUUUUAAUAGUUCUUCUGAGUUUGAAGAGCUCUUACCAACAGAGCUGUGGAGUUAAGAAAAUGGUAAAUUAUUUAAUAAUGGAUGGAACCGACACCAAAAAAGGCGAAUGGCCUUGGCAUGCUGCCAUAAUCCAGAGGGAAGAAAAUCAAAAUCUAUUAAUCUGCGGUGGAACCCUCAUAAGCCGUAAAUUUGUUCUCACUGCGGCACACUGCAUUAUAAAUCCAGAAACCGACUAUGAACUGUCUCCAAGACAACUCUUUAUUCUACUAGGUGUCUACAGUUUGGAUGAUAGAUCUACGCAGCAGCGUCAAGAAAUCUCCAAAAUUAUUACGCACAGUGAAUUUGAGAAAGAUGAAGUAAAAAGCGACAUUGCACUCUUGGAGUUACAAGGCUCAGCGCAACUCAACAAUUAUGUGCAACCGGCUUGCCUGGGCAAAUUGAAGAGUCUCAUUGGAAAGUCAGGAACAGCCGUCGGUUUGGGAUUGAAGAGAGAUAAAUCGCUUGCAAGAAUUUUACAGAGUGCUGUAAUGCCAGUUGUUAGUAUCGUCAACUGUAUCGAGAGUCAUCGAGGUUAUGGACAAACCGUGGACCGUAGCUCUCUAUGCGUUGGCUACGAGACUGGUACAACCGUGUGUAAUGGCGACAGUGGUGGUGGCCUGUUCUUCGACAACGGUGGGGCCUGGUACUUGGGAGGUAUUGUUUCGUAUGGAAUGCAAUCAGAUGAUGAUCCGACUCGCUGUCGUGAAAAUGGUUAUGCUAUAUUCAUUGAUGUUCAAUUAUAUCUGGAUUGGAUUUCUAAGAAAGCUAACAUAAGGUUGUCCGCUACCCAGCCUAUUAAAGGUUCAACGGGGUCUGACUGCGGUGCAGGAUGUCGGGAGUUCCGAUGCCAUGUGGAUCCGCGCCUCUGUGUCAGCAACGUGGCCCACGCAACAGCCGUACACCAUCCUCACCCGGAUUGUACAAAAUUCUACACCUGUAAGGAGCGAACGAAUAUCAUCUGCCAGUUCGACUGCCCCGCGGGACUGCACUUCAACCGGAACAAGAACGUUUGCGACUGGCCGUGGUCGGCGGGGUGUGAUGUUUCUGGAGGCAGGAAGUAG